This is a messenger RNA of Synchiropus splendidus (mandarinfish), 6459 nucleotides long. RefSeq names its product lysine (K)-specific demethylase 6A (gene kdm6a). The coding region runs from base 2210 to 5782 and encodes 1190 amino acids. The record is from RefSeq and is a predicted model, not a curated record. Gene Ontology annotation, biological process: regulation of gene expression; heart development. NCBI's taxonomy places the organism in Eukaryota, Metazoa, Chordata, Actinopteri, Syngnathiformes, Callionymidae. Gene Ontology annotation, cellular component: MLL3/4 complex. Gene Ontology annotation, molecular function: protein binding; histone H3K27me2/H3K27me3 demethylase activity; RNA polymerase II cis-regulatory region sequence-specific DNA binding. The transcript has 25 exons.
AUGUCUUAAAAUAUUGUAUCAGUAUAUUUAGUCAGGGAGUUUUUCUGUUUUGUAUCGUGUUUUAAUAGAUAAAAGUUAGAUUACUUCAGAGAUUUACAGUGGAGCGGCCCACCAAGACAAGAAUUGCUUGUCUGUGUUGACUAUGUUCCGCUGUGGCACAAUUGGUCGAAUUUUAAACAUGAUCAUUAUUUUGGCUGCUAUGGAUGUGUUUGCAUUUGUGUGACAAACUUUGGACACAGUGCUAGUAAGUUUCAUGCAUUUCCAAUCAGUAUGAACAUAUAGAAUGCCAAGGUUUCACAUUAGACGUGAAAAACAACAGUACUGAGGCAUUUGAAACCUGUCAAUCAUUGACAUAUGACCUGAAGAUGGCAAACGUGUUGUUGAGGUGCCGUUUCAAUUCACUGUGGCUGAGAGGAAGAAAAUAUAAACUGUGGCUUAUUUGAUUCCAAGCCCAAUUACUCUCACUAAACAUUAUUAGCCAUCAGGUUCAUGCUAAAUGGCAUGCUAGCACAAUAUGCCACAGGGAAAUGGAGGACAUUAGAACUUUAUUCGUUCCUGUAUUCUGUAAUUCCUUCCAUUGCAUUGCACUUCCUAAUUGCACAAAUAUUUCAGAAUACUCAGGCACACACACCAUCACUCGCACAACAGUUUGUGACAGCACUAACACAUCAAUGCUGCAGUCACGCUAUGACAACUGAGUUGGGGAGCGGUUACUGACAGACGGCUCUCUUGCAUGGACAGGACAUGCGGAAUAGAAGAACGAUGCUGAUGUCUGGAUUUUCGUAAGAGCUUAAAUUGCGGCUUGAAUUUUUCUUCUUUGUCUUAAACAUGUAUUACAAUUAAAAUGUGUUGCAAUUCUCUGUGUGAAGCUCAGAUGAUGCUUUUAAUAGUGGGUCUUCCAUCUCCCUCCCACUUGUGCUGCAUGCAGUGGUCACAGUGGAGGUGAGUGGCAGCAGGCUAGUUUGAAGAGGUAGGGCUGAAGGCCAGCUGUGUCAGUCAUGGAUUCCCUUUUAUCUUUAAGCAUUCAAUUCGUGGACUGAUUCAGUUUGAAAUCCCUGUACACACGUAUAAAUUUGUGGAAGAAAUGGAAGAUGGAAACAACUGUUGCACUUUUUGCACACUGUCUCAGGACAUUUGCAUGAGUGUGAGCACAUAGACGUGUACCCCCCUCUCCCUGAAACAAUCCAUUGGGGCUUUUUUUUUUCAAUUAACUUACAUCUGGUCAGCCCAAUGUUAUCAUUGUGGGUCACAUUAGCUGCACAUCCUCUCUGACAUGUCUGCGCCCCGCUCCUCGACUGCCUGGCUUAGUGCCAGUCUUGUGCACUUGCAGAUAUUGACACACACACACCACUGCCCCUGUUCUCUCCAGCCUGGGAUUUGUUCGUGUGUGGAGGAGCUGAAUGAAUAUUUUUGGGAAUUAAAUGGAGAUAUAGAAUAACUUGCAUGCAACUAUGUUUUAACCUUGUGCCAAAUUGAUGAGUUAGCAUGUUCUGAUCAAUUGUUUGGGAACUGACUCGUUCUAUUCAUGGCAAAUGUCUGAGCUCGAAAGAGGUGCACCAGUGUGAGUGCUGUGAUAGUCUAGCACAUCUGGACAUAGUGGCGGUUCAUCUCUGAGGAUUCUGUGUAUCCAUAGAAAAUAGCUUUGAGCUGAGAAAGAAGGUGAGAUGAAGGGAGGGGGAGCUGGUGUGUACGUGUGUGUGUGCGCGUGUGUGUGUGUGUUCCUUCUUUGAGGUAUUGUGUGUCAUCUCCCUGCACUCUCUACCACAGCCGUCUGCUGAAUAGUAAUCACUGACACCAGGAUAGCAGAAGGGGAAGGCAGCAGGGCUGAAGGGGAGAGAACAGGAUAGAUUGCAGUGAGAAGGAGAGAGAAGGCAAGCAUAGUUAUGAAGAGAGAGGUGGAAUGCAAGGCUAACAAUCCUGCUGCAUUAUCUACUUGCUGUUUGCAAGUGUGAAAAGGAAGAAGGAGGCAGGAGAUCUGCCGGAGGAUCCACUUCUCCUGUGUGACGUGCUGGUGGUCUAGCAUUUUCAGCUGGCUUUACUGGACUCCAAUCUCUGCACUUUGUCUAAAGCUGAAAUUCAGUUCCACAUCGCUCAUUUAUAUGAAAUUCAGAAGAAGUACAGGGCUGCUAAAGAGGCAUAUGAAAGUCUAUUGCAGACGGAGAAUCUUCCUGCACAGGUGAAGGCGUCAACACUGCAACAGCUUGGCUGGAUGCAUCACAUGGUGGAGCAGCUCGGGGAUAAAGGCGCCAAGGACAGCUAUGCCAUCCAGUGUCUGCAGAAGUCUCUAGAGGCCGACCCAAACUCUGGCCAGUCGUGGUACUUUCUCGGCAGGUGCUACUCCAGUAUUGGGAAAGUACAGGAUGCCUUUAUCUCCUACCGUCAGUCCAUUGAUAAAUCAGAGGCCAGUGCUGACACCUGGUGCUCCAUAGGCGUUCUCUACCAGCAGCAGAACCAGCCUAUGGACGCACUGCAAGCCUACAUCUGUGCUGUUCAACUGGACCACAACCACGCUGCCGCCUGGAUGGAUUUAGGGACACUGUACGAGUCCUGCGGGCAACCCCAUGACGCGAUCAAGUGCUACAUCAACGCCACGCGCAGCAAGACCUGCCUCAACACGGCCGCGCUCACUCAGCGAAUCAAACUGCUGCAGGCACAGUUGUGUAACCUACAGCCAGGUAGUCUGCAGAAUAAGAGUAAAAUGCUUCCUAGUAUUGAGGAGGCAUGGAGCCUUCCCAUCCCUGCUGAGCUCACGUCCAGACAGGGAGCCUUGAACACAGCACAAGCACAGCAGGCCUGUUCAGGUCCUGGCGACGCAUCCCAAUCUGCUAGUAAAAACCACUCGGACCUGCAGGCAAGUCCUGCCAAGCGCAAACGCACAGAAAGCCCAGUAAAGGAAAACGCUGAGUCAAUCAACCCUAAUCAAGUUCCCGGCUGGUAUCUCACACCACAGAAGCUGCAGCUUCUGGAUCACUUGCGAAGCAACAGAGCGAACCUCAAGAGCCCGCAGGUGCAGAUGCUGGAGCAGCUAGAAAACCAGUUCUCACUCAUGCAGCAACAUCAGCAGCAGAUGAGGCAGCAGUCGGCGGGAAAUGCUCAGCUGCGUCCCAAUGUCCCAAACGGCCCUGUGGCCGGAUUGUCAAACCACAGUGAAAGCACCCCACACACGUCCCCACUGAACCCAGCAGCCACCCGACCCCCAUCUGUCCCUCAUCCUACAGCCAAUGGAUCUUGUUCUAGUCCAUCACCAGGACUGCUGGGUCGCUUGGAUACCAGUUCUCCCAGCAAAGGUCACACCACAGGGCUGGGAGGUGGCGGUACGAGCAACGGAAAUGUGCCUUACCCACAGCAGAACUCUCUACCUCACAACUGCACAGCCGCCACCAACCCGAGCACCAGCAGCGCUAGCGGCAGUCCCGGCCAUCUAGAGGAGACGUGGAGGAGCAAACAGUGCAACACUACCACUCAGGGGCUUCCAAAAGGUUCCCAUUUGGCAGGUCCCAAUGGAGAACCCCUUUCCUGCUCAUCUUCCCCUCAGACCGCCUUUUCUUCCUCUGGCAUUCUGAACCAGGUGGGACAUUCCUCCGGGCCCUGCACUGUCUCCUCAUCGGCCUCCUCUUUAUCCCCCACCUCCCCGCAGACCACACCAAACCACUUCUCCUCGCCCCCCCACGCCACCACUACCUCAGGGGUCCACACCAAAGAAGCUGCGCCUGCCGGGGUCAACAGCGCCACCAGUGGUGCCGUUUCCUCUUUGACAUCAGGUCCAGAGGCCUCCGCAGGGACCUCUCAAAGUUCCGGUGCAAAGCCUGAGCAGGGAUUGACCAAUCACAUCCAGGACGUCCCCACAAGCCAUCCUAGCUCUCCUGCCCUGGGCGCGCUCACUUCAGACAAUCCUCAGCUCUCUGCCUUGUUAAAGGGAAAAGCCAGUGCAACAACAACCAACGAUGAUAACAAUAACUGCAGUAACAACGGAGACCCUUCCUCAGAGAAGAUCAACAACGUCCUCUCUGGUCUCCAUGCCUCGGUCAAACCACCAUCGCAACUUUCGGUGUCUUCCUCGCCGUUGUCGGCCGCAGCCACGCCCUCCCCAAGCUCUGCUGACCAGCGAGCCGCGACCAGCCCGUCCUCUUUCACCAGUCAGGGGCGGAUGGUCAAUGGAAAGGGAUCAUGUGAAGAUUCUCGGAGCCCACUGAAGGUUGAGUCUUCCGCAGGAAGUCACAGGCACUCGUCUAGUCUCUCACCCUGGUCCUCCGUAUCCAUCUACCCCAGUUCCAGUGAAGUUCUUAAAGCCUGCAGGAAUCUGGGGAAAAACGGUUUAACGACCAGCAGCAUCCUUCUGGACAAGUGCCCGCCACCACGCCCGCCUCCUUCGCCCUCCCCCCUGCUGCCAAAGGACAAACUGAACCCCCCAACGCCCAGUAUUUAUCUUGAAAACAAGCGGGACGCUUUCUUCCCCCCGCUCCAUCAGUUCUGCACGAAUCCAGCCAACCCGGUCACAGUCAUCAGAGGUCUGGCCGGAGCACUGAAGCUUGACUUGGGUCUAUUUUCGACAAAGACACUGGUGGAGGCGAACCCAGACCAUAUGGUGGAGGUGCGAUCCCAGCUGGCCCAACCCACUGACGAGAACUGGGACCCCAGCGGCAGCAGAAAGAUGUGGCGCUGUGAGAGCAGCCGCUCCCACACCACCAUCAUCAAGUACGCCCAGUACCAGGCAUCGUCCUUCCAGGAGUCGCUACGGGAGGAAACUGAGAAGAAGAAAGAAAUGGAGGCAGAAAUGGGCUCCCCAGACAGUCUCAGGCGGAAAAAAUGUCCAUUCAAACACAUCAAGUUUGGCACCAACAUCGACCUCUCUGAUGAGAAGAAAUGGAAGCAGCAGCUGCAGGAGCUGACCAAGCUGCCGGCCUUCGCCAGAGUGGUGUCAGCCGGAAAUCUGCUGAGUCAUGUGGGUCACACCAUCCUGGGCAUGAACACGGUGCAGCUCUACAUGAAGGUUCCAGGCAGCCGGACACCAGGCCACCAGGAGAACAACAACUUCUGCUCAGUCAACAUCAACAUCGGACCCGGGGACUGCGAGUGGUUUGCUGUGCCGGAGCCGUACUGGGGUGUGAUCAACGACUUCUGUGAAAAGAACAACAUCAACUUCCUGAUGGGCUCCUGGUGGCCCAACCUGGAGGAUCUGUAUGAGACCAACGUGCCCGUGUACCGCUUCAUCCAGCGACCUGGAGACCUGGUGUGGCUCAACACCGGCACCAUCCACUGGGUCCAGGCCAUCGGCUGGUGCAACAACAUCGCUUGGAAUGUGGGACCUCUUACAGCUCACCAGUACAAGCUGGCGGUGGAACGCUACGAAUGGAACAAACUGCAGAGCGUCAAGUCCAUCGUGCCCAUGAUCCACCUCUCUUGGAACAUGGCCCGCAACAUCAAAGUGUCGGACUCCAAGCUCUUCGAGAUGAUCAAGUACUGUCUGCUGCGGACGCUGAAGCAGUGUCAGAUGCAGCGGGAGCUGCUGCUGGCUGCAGGGAAGGAGCUGGUCUGGCACGGGAGGACCCAGAAUGAGCCGGCCCACUACUGCAGCAUCUGUGAGGUGGAGGUCUACGACCUCCUCUUCGUCACCAGCGAGAGCAACAGCAGGAAGACGUACGUGGUUCACUGCCAGGACUGCGCUCGCAGGGCCAGCGACAACCUGGACAACUUUGUGGUGCUGGAGCAGUACAAGAUCGAGGACCUGAUGCAGGUCUACGACCAGUUCACCCUGGCCAGUCCUUUGCCUUCCUCCUCUUGAUGUCGUCAUUCUGAGGAUUCAAACCCGAAACCUUCCAGGAAUCUUGAUUCCUGAUAUUCAGGAAUUUUAGCCCACGGUCCUUCAGCUGCGCUCGGCAGCCAUCUCACUAAGGCAGCUGCACGAAAGCUGUGCGUCUAUGCAAUUUUGUCUCCCCCUACUGGACUGGUGAGGGACGUCACCACAACCUGACUGUUCUACUUCAAGGACUUAUUGAAAUAAACCACGUAGAAAUCAUCACGAUCAAGGUUUUGAUUGUUUUAAGUGGCUGCGUUGUCUAACAAAACUACUGAUUUAAUCCGUUUUUCUCUCUCUUUCGUUUUCUAUCGUUUGUGUUUUGACCCCCCACCCAUCACCCACACUCACCACGAGACGUUAGUGUAGCUUCUGUAUGUUAGAUAGCCUCUUCCCUGGUCAGCAGACUUCGGUUUUGUAAUGUGAAAAGUUAAGUGAAAUGUCAUUUUGCGGAGCUUCGCAGUCUUUGGAACGAGAGGGAAUCAUUGGUCACUGAGAAAAAGGGUUGCACAUGAUGAGAGAGAGUGGACUUUGUUUUUUUUAUUGUUUGGAUGUAAAUUGACACUAUUUAUAAAUGCAUAUUUAUUGCUUGAAAAUAUUUGUUGAUGGAAUGCUGUAAGUUUUUUUUUUUCCCCAGAGUACCUGCCAUUAAAAUCUGAAGGAGC